UUGAGAAAUAAAAAUGGUAAGUCAAAUAAAUGCAAUACAGAGUUAGUUUUUUCAAGUCAACCUGAUCACGCCAGUUCCCACAUUUCACUGCACUGUUGGUUGCUUCAAUUCCCUCUCUCUUCCUCAUUCACCUUCCGCUAUGGAGCUCUCCUUAUCCAACUCUUCUUCACUUCGUUUUCCUCAAAAUGAUUUCCUUCCUCGCCAUAAUCGCUCAACCCUUGGACCCUUUCAUACUUUUUCCAUCAAAAAAUUGGCAUCAAAAUCAAUUUCUAUAUGUAGACCGUUGAUUUGGCGCCGACCUCCUUUAGUUAGACUCAACGCUCAAACCGCUACCGAAAGCAAUGCUAGUGGUGAUAAACAUGGCGAUGACGAUUUUAUUGUAGAGGAUGUUCCUCACUUGACCCAUUUUCUUCCCGAUUUACCGUCAUAUACUAAUCCAUUGAAAAAGAGCCAAGCUUAUGCUGUUGUCAAGAAAACUUUUGUUAGUCCAGAAGAUAUGGUGGCAAAGGAAAUCAUCGUUCAGAAGGACAGCCCCAGGGGUAUACAUUUUCGGCGUGCAGGACCUCGAGAAAAGGUUUUCUUUACACCGGAAGAAGUCCGUGCUUGUAUUGUGACAUGUGGUGGUUUAUGCCCAGGAAUCAAUACAGUGAUUCGUGAAAUUGUAUGCGGCUUAAAGAAUAUGUAUGGAGUUGAUGAUGUACUUGGCAUUCAGGGAGGUUACAGUGGGUUUUACUCAAAAAAUACCCUGAACUUGACAACAAAAGUCGUUAAUGAUAUUCAUAAACGUGGUGGAACCUUUCUUCAAACAUCUAGAGGAGGUCAUGAUACUAAAAAGAUUGUUGACAACAUUCAAGACCGUGGAAUAAAUCAGGUAUACAUAAUUGGAGGGGAUGGAACUCAAAAAGGGGCUGCUGCAAUCUACAAGGAAGUUGAAAAACGUGGUAUUAAGGUAGCUGUUGCUGGGAUUCCCAAGACAAUUGAUAAUGAUAUCGCGGUGAUAGACAAAUCUUUUGGCUUUGAUACUGCCGUGGAGGAAGCUCAGAGGGCCAUUAAUGCUGCCCAUGUAGAGGCAGAAAGCGUGCAGAAUGGAGUUGGUAUAGUAAAGCUUAUGGGAAGAUACAGUGGAUUCAUUGCAAUGCUUGCAACUUUAGGUAACCGCGAUGUGGACUGUUGCUUGAUCCCAGAGUCCCCAUUUUACUUAGAAGGUCCAGGUGGGCUCUAUGAAUAUGUUGAACAGCAGCUCAAAGAAAAUAGGCAUGUGUUAAUUGUAUUAGCAGAAGGUGCUGGGCAGGAAUAUGUUGCUCAAAGUAUGCAAGCAUUUCAAGAAAAAGAUGCAUCUGGAAAUAGGCUACUCCUAGAUGUCGGUCUUUGGUUAACACAACAAAUUAAGGAUCAUUUCACAAAUGAAAGGAAGAUGACAAUAAAUAUGAAAUACAUAGGGAAACGCAACCUCUACACUUCGGACCCUACAUACAUGAUUCGAGCAAUUCCAAGCAAUGCAUCAGAUAACAUCUACUGUACACUUCUUGCACAAAGUGCUGUCCAUGGAGCGAUGGCUGGAUUCACAGGCUUCACAGUUGGACCUGUAAACAGCAGACAUGCUUAUAUUCCAAUUAAUCGUGUCACUGAAACUACAAACACCGUGAACAUGACAGGCAGGAUGUGGGCACGACUUCUUGCCUCUACUAAUCAACCAAGCUUCGUUAAUCAUCAGACUUUGAGAGAAAGAGUUGAUAAGAAUACUAUUGAUGCAAUUAACAAUAUGAAGAUCAAUUCCACAUAGAUUUCAUCAUCCUGUAAUCUCUCUCCGUAAGCAUUUUUAACCAGAUAUUGAUUUUUUGCCUAAUUUGUUGGGAGCUGCAGUUUCCCAGUCCGGAAAAGCAAGUGAUUGAAUAUUUUUAUCCAUAUCAAAAUAUUUAUUCGACAGUUGUCUCCACACAUCCAAUACCUUUGUCUUUUUUGUUUUACUUCUUGAUUAUUCUAGGUAGGAAAAGAUUAUUCAAUGUAGAGGAGCAUUUAUGGGAAGAUUAUAGUCUGGUUUUUGAUGUUUCUUACGAACUCAACUCUUUCUGAGCUGGAAUCAAUGAGGUGUGUCUUAUAUAAGGUGCUUUUCAAUCAUUUAUUCUAUAUUUGAUUUCAUUUCCCUAGUGAGAUUAUACUAGGGUGUGUUGUCUAUAUUUGAAUUCAUUCUCUGAAAUCUUGAUGAACAAAAUUGAGACGUGUUUUAUAAAAUUCAUAAUGUGCCAUUGGAAGAGAA
Molecule: messenger RNA, 2257 nt
Organism: Solanum pennellii
Lineage: Eukaryota; Viridiplantae; Streptophyta; Magnoliopsida; Solanales; Solanaceae
Product: ATP-dependent 6-phosphofructokinase 4, chloroplastic
Exons: 15
Coding region: 140-1783 (547 amino acids)
Biological process (GO): glycolytic process; fructose 6-phosphate metabolic process
Cellular component (GO): cytoplasm
Molecular function (GO): 6-phosphofructokinase activity; ATP binding
Source: RefSeq, a predicted model, not a curated record